GAAUUCAAUUUUCCGUCCUUGUCUCUAUUGAACUUUCGACACCGUCAGAUCAUCAGUGGGAUUCUCGAUUCGCGUAAACAUCUCUGUACAUACAUACAGGCAUUUGUAGUUGAUUCAUCGAGCUUCUAGCACGAAUAUAAUUUUCGAAGCUACGUUUAUUGACGAGAACGCGUUCUGAGAAGACAGACGAUCGAAUAAUGGCUACGGGAGGAAGCACGAACGCCGGCACAAUUUUGCAGAAGCUUGGCUUGAAGCCGAUUACGAAAUGUAGUCUCGUAAAAUUUUAUGUUCCGGCUUUCGGUGUUGGUUCGUACACCGCAUUGUCGAUCAAUGUGAUGAAUCCAAGCCUUGUUGUCAGAGUAUUCCCAAAGAAAGACAUCACAAAUUUUUUAUUGGGUAGUGCUCUUGUUGGCAUUGGCUCGUAUAUAUAUACUCGUGAACACAUGAAAAAUGCUCCCCAAAGUGUAAGAAUCGCAUAUAGUUCUGCUGGUGCUGUAUUGCUGAGCUUUGGAUCAGUUCUAGUAUGGGCAGUAUUGAGAUCUGUUGUACCACCUAAUCCUGCCUUGUGCACAAUAGCUGGUAUUGGUUCUGGUCUUGCAUUCAUUAAGGUCGGUUCCAGUUACCUGACCUUCGUUGAUGAGCAAAUACAGAAGAAGUAGAUCAAUAGAAAUUUCAUAAUCGUAACAUCAAUAUGUAUUUAAUGCCUUUAAUCUAAAAUUUGCAAUAAUAUAUGCAGUAGUAGAUUGGUACCAAGAGUAAUUGAAACAAAAAGAAAACCAUUGUCAUUGCAGAAUUUUUAAAUGUCUACAAAUUUGUACAUUUUGUAUGGUCUUUGCUAUAUAAAUGGCCAACUUCUAUAGGCCCCCAGUUAUGUUAAAUGUAAUUAUAAAGUAUUUCGUUUUUGUCCUCGUCAAUCAUUUGCAAGACUUGAAAGAUCCGUAGAGGGCAAGUAAAAUAAAUGUUGAAACAGUGUUAUUGUAUUUCACGUGAAACAUAUAAAUAAUGAAAAAGGUGAUUUCUUGUUACACAAGAGAUAUGUCUCACUUUAUAUGUUAAUGUUACCAUGAAUGUAUAUGGAGUUAUAACUUAUAUCAAAAGUAUGAAAAAUGUGUGAACCAAGUUCUUAAUUUGAUGUGGCUUCAUAAUCUGAAUACAUUUUUUGGAACGUAGAACAUGUUCCUACAAAUAAUUAGUUAGCAAUAAUGGUAGUACUAGAAAUGUGCAAGCUUCUUCUGAAGUCUUAGUAAAUAUUUCACUAAAAGGAAAAAAAUUGGAAGACUUUAUGUUACAAAAAGAAACUAAGGUUUAUAAACCUCUUUUGUAUGGAUAUAAAUAACUAAAAUUAAUUUACUGUUCAAGCAUUAACAUACUUUGUUUGUAAGAAUUAAUUUUAAUGGAAUCAGUGUUGCGAUUUUACAAAUGCACGCGAGUCUACUGCAACUGGAUAAGAUUGUAUCACAUGUAUAAUAAACUCUAUUGUUAAACUGGAA
Messenger RNA from Megalopta genalis, 1490 nucleotides. RefSeq lists its product as uncharacterized. The record is from RefSeq and is a predicted model, not a curated record. NCBI's taxonomy places the organism in Eukaryota, Metazoa, Arthropoda, Insecta, Hymenoptera, Halictidae.